Nannospalax galili (Upper Galilee mountains blind mole rat) is the source of this 6772-nucleotide messenger RNA. RefSeq names its product NACHT and WD repeat domain containing 2 (gene Nwd2). The record is from RefSeq and is a predicted model, not a curated record. Gene Ontology annotation, molecular function: protein binding. The coding region runs from base 300 to 5528 and encodes 1742 amino acids. NCBI's taxonomy places the organism in Eukaryota, Metazoa, Chordata, Mammalia, Rodentia, Spalacidae. The transcript is spliced from 7 exons.
GCGCCGCCCGCGCAGCAUCCUCCCAACUGACCUCCCGCUCCCGCCCGCUGCGGCGCUGAGCCCCUGCAGCCAGCCAAGACAGUCGCUGCGAGGGCAGGAGGAGACGAAGACCCCGCCCAAGGGUCCACAUGGCCGCUCCCUGCCGGCGGCUCUCCGCCGAGCUCUCCCGCAGCGCCCGGGACUCCGAGCGGCUCUGAGCUGCUGCGCCCGCGGACAUCGACCGAGAGGGCGGCGGAGUCGCGGACAGGAACCGGAGGAGCAGAGGCGGCGGCGGCGGUGGCUGAUCCUCCCAGAGGGCGAUGUGGCCGGCCGGCGCGGGCACCAAGCUGCCCUGUCCCCGGGACUCUGCGCUCCGGCGGGCGGCGUUCUCCGGGAACCUCACCGCCCUGCCUUCUCACCUCGUGCCAGCCGGCCGCAGCGUCCGGGUCUUCAUCAGCGCCAACCCUGAAGAUACAGGAGCAGAAAGACAGGCACUGAGAGAAAACGUGUAUCCAAAACUGAGAGAAUUCUGCAGAGAAAACUAUGGAUUGGAAUUUCAGGUGAUAGAUCUGUACUGGGGAGUUGGUGAAGAUGAAUGGGACAGCCCUGAGCUCCAGAAGAUGCGCAUGAAGCUGCUGGAGGACUGCUUGAAAACUUCUGCAGGUCCAUGUUUUGUUGGACUAUUAGGUGAAAAAUACGGCAAUAUUCGAAUCCCCGGGGAAGUUGAAGCUUCAGAGUUUGAAAUGAUUUUGGAUGCUGCCAUCGAGGCAAAACUGGAGACCAAGCUCCUGGAGGAGUGGUACUGUCGGGAUGAGAACUCAGUGCCAGCUGCUUAUUACCUCAGACCCAAGUCAGAGAUGCUGAGAAGCAAUAAACACGCAAUGCAGCCUCCUGCUAGUGCUGAAAAUGAAAAGUCAUGGCAAGCGAUUUCAGAGGAACUCAAAGCAAUAUUUAAGGCUGCUGUCAAACUGCUACAUGAACAGGGUAAAAUGAAGCACGGCCAGGCUAAGAGGUAUCUGUUCUCAGCCAUCGAGGAUGAGUUUGACUUUGCACUAGGAAAGCAAACCCCAGCAUUCCUAAAGAAGUGUGUGUGUUAUAUCAGGAAGAUUGCUAACAUUGAGCGCUUUGUGAAAAUCCCGGAGAUGGGAAAAUACAUGGAUAUAACGGGAACAGAACCGAGGAUUAUCCGGGACCCUGAAGCCCAAGAGAAGCUGAUGAAACUCAGGGAUGAGUUCAUUCCUACUGUCGUUGCAUCCUCCAAUCUGAGAGUAUACACAUCUGUUACUCAUUGUGACAUGAAACUGGGUUAUUCUCAAGAGAUAGAAAAUCAUUACAUAGAAGGACUCGGUAAGCAAUUUUAUGAGGACAUGAUUGACAUAAUUCAGGCAACAGUACAACAGAAUUUUGACACAGAAACUGAUACACUGUAUGAUGAAAUCCUUCAGCACUCAUCGUUAUGUAAAACAUAUGCCUCCUUCUAUGAAUACAAAUGUGAAUCUCUGAACAUCUUGCACAAAUACGUCCUUCCAAGCAAAACCGGGCACAUCAACCCUCUGGUUGUGUAUGGUGGGCCGUGCACUGGGAAGACUCUUCUGCUAGCUGAAGUAGCAAAGAAGGCUUAUGGCUGGCUACAUGAAGAUACAGGACCAGAAUCUGACCCAGUAGUCAUUGUGAGAUUCCUAGGGACCACAGACAUGUGUACUGAUCUGAGGACUCUCCUUCUAAGUGUUUGUGAGCAACUGGCAGUCAACUAUCGUUGUAUGGUUCAAAGCUAUCCUAAGAAGAUCCACGACCUCUGUGAUCUAUUUAUAAAUCUGUUGAAUGAAUCUUCAUUGCAGAGACCCCUGGUGAUAAUAUUUGAUGCCCUAGAGCAGCUCUCAGAGAACGAUGAAGCCAGGAAGCUCUGGUGGCUGCCAGCUCACCUGCCCCGCUUUGUGCGGAUUGUCCUCUCCACACUGCCCAACAAACACGGGAUCCUGCAGAAACUAAGGUGCCUUAUCCAUGAAGAAGACAACUACAUUGAGCUGAUUCCCCGGGACAGGAAGAUGUGCAGCCAGGUUCUCAAACACCAGUUGCUGAGGGUCAAGAGGAAGGUCACAUCGGGCCAGCAGAUUUAUGUAAACAAUGCAUUCUCUAAGUGCACGCUGCCCAUGUUUGUGAACCUGACUUUCAGGGAGGUGAGACACUGGAGAUCUCACAAAGAUGUGGAUGAAUCCUCCCUCUGUGUCACUGUUCAUGAAAGUAUAGAGCAAUUAUUCUGGUCCUUGGAGAAGAAGUGUGGUCAGAAACUGGUCUCCAGGGCUCUGGGUUACAUUACCAUGGCCAAAAUGGGUUUGAGUGAAAUGGAGUUGGAGGAUGUGUUAGCCUUAGACAACAGUGUUAUGAAUGAGCUCAACGAGACCACCAGACCCAGCAAUCCCCUGAGAGUACCUUACCUGUACAUUGCAAGGCUCAAGGAGGGCCUCAACGGAUACUUAAUAGAAAGACACGUGAAGAAUGUCACACUCUUGGUCUGGGCCAACAGACAUCUGCAGCUUAUAGCUCAGAAGCUGUAUCUGCAGAACGACAGCAACCUGCGUGAGAUGCACACCAUCCUGGCAGAUUAUUUUCUGGGGGUGUGGUCAGGUGGCAGGAAGAAAGCCUUCUGUCUGGAAGAUCCCUACUUGAAUGGCUGCCUCGACUUGGAGAACAGAAGCCUGCUUGAAGAAGAAAAGCACUUCAUGGAGCAGGCUUCCUUUGACAGGCAGGCUCCGGACCAGCCCUGGGUUUUCCAGUGUAAUCCACUAGAGCCUGACAUCUUCUUUGUCAAUCACCGGAAAAUGUCUGAGCUCUUGUAUCACCUGACAAGGUGCGGGAAGACUGACGACCUGCUUUAUGGAAUCAUCAUGAAUUUCAGCUGGCUCUAUACCAUGAUCAAAAUUGGUCAGUUUGACAAAGUGCUUGCAGACAUAGAACUGGCUUACAACUACUCACAAGAAAAGGAGCUGAAGUUCCUGGCCAGCACCCUCCGCAGCAUCAGGAACAAGGUCAUCGCGUUUCCAGGCUCCCUUUCAGCUGAGCUUCAACAGAGGCUUCUGCCUGUUGUGAGUUCCCUGCCCAAACUGAGACACCUUCUUCUAGAAUGUGACAAAGAUGGACCCAAAUACUGCUCCAUUGUUCCUCUGCAUUCAUCCAUGGAUGUGACAUACAGCCCUGAGCGUCUUCCCUUAUCAUCCAGUCACCUGCAUGUCACGGAGAUUCUGCCUACCUGUAACCCCAGCACCGUUCUCACAGCUUUAGAAAAUGGCUCCAUCAGCACAUGGGAUGUAGAAACACGCCAGCUGCUCAGGCAGAUCACAACAGCCCAGUCUGUCAUCCUCGGCAUGAAGCUCACCAGUGAUGAAAAGUACCUUGUGGUUGCUACAACGAAUAACACCUUGUUAAUUUAUGACAAUGUCAAUUCCUGCCUCCUGUCUGAGGUGGAAAUCAAAGGGUCCAAGCAUGGAAGCAGCUCUACUUACAUCAAUGGAUUCACACUCUCUGUCAAGCAUGCCCUGGCAUGGCUGGAGGCCAGCAAAGAUGUCACUGUCAUUGAUCUGCUCUAUGGUUGGCCUCUUUACCAGUUCCACUGCUGGUAUGAAGUCACUUGUGUCCAGUGCUCAUUGGAUGGGGCAUAUGCUUUCUGUGGCCAGUACCUGAACACUACCACCAUUUUUCACUUAGGCAGUGGAGAAAAGCUAUGUACAGUGACAUCAGAAUUUUCAGGUGGGUUUGUGAAGUUUCUCCUCAUCUUAGAUGCAGCCCAGGAGAUGGUCAUGGUUGACAGUGAGGGAAGCCUGUCUGUUUGGAGCACAGAGGACAUGUCCAACCCCCAGCUGACUGAUGACUUUGACUGCCGAAAAGAAGACAGCGAGGUGGUUGGCAUUGAACUUUCAGAGGACCAAAGUGCGAUUCUGAUCUGUAAGGCUCUCAGCAUUGAGCUCUUAGACACUGGCAUGUGGAAGGUGGCUGAAAAGUUCAGAGCUAAGCACAAUGAACGCUUUAUAUCUGCCGUGCUAUCCAAAAACGGAGACUGCAUCAUCGCGACCAUGGAGAAUACCGCAGCUGUGUUCUUCUGGAGACGGGACACGGGGCAGUGUAUGGCAAGCUUACAGGAAGUCUCAGGUACCAUCGUUAAGUUAGUGAAAUCUAGCCACCACAAUAUGCUACUAUCUUUAUCAACCAGUGGUGUUCUUUCCAUUUGGGACAUAGAUAUAAUCACAGCUAUGUCCAACAUAGAUAAGACUGGAAAACCCAUCCAGAGCCUGGUGUUGCCCGCCAGAGGGGAAAUCAUUUACUCUCUCGAUGGCUCUGAUUGCGUACACAAGUGGAACUUCAGCAGUGGGUUCAUUGAAGCGGUAUUUAAGCACGAAGGAAUAGUUGAACACUGUGUGUUAACAUCCGCUGGAGACGUAAUGGUGACAUCAGACGACAAAAGCAGCCAGUACGUCUGGCACACCAGCAGCGGGGAAAACCUCUUUCGAAUUAAUGGGCAGCGAAUAUCUCAGCUGCUGAUCACACACAAUGACCAGUUUGUGGUCUCUCUCUGUGAGGAAAAUGCCUCAAGGGUUUGGAGACUGGCCACAGGCCACAGGGUCUGCAACAUCCUGACCACUUUGCAAAAUGCCUUUAUUACCUCUGCAAACACCUUCGUGGUUGGAAUGACUAAAAGCAAAGUGUUGGCAGUCAGCCUCUGGACUGGCAGCAUCACCAAGAAAUUUUGCUGUGAAGAUGGGACCACCAUUGUGAACUUUAAGUUGAUCCCUGACUGUCCUGACAUCAUUGUAUUUAUCACAUCUGCCGAGACUGUGAACAUCUGGAGUCUGACCGAUGAAGUGAUCUGCCGUCGUGUGCAGCUCCCAAGCAACUUCUUGAAAAACCUGGAAGAUUUUGAAAUUUCUCCCAAUGGAAAGCUGGGCAUUAUAUCCCGGGGAGAUGAAAAUAUCAACGUAUUGGAUUUACACAGUGGUAAGUUGCGGGUGGUUCAUGCCUCUGGGGUCAUCUGGCGGCAAAGGCUCUCUCGAGAUGGUCGCUACCUGGUAUACAUUUGUUUCCGAAACGGGGAGGAAGAGGAAGAAAAUGAUGCUAUAUCGAGCUUGAUUGUAAUGAGACUGGCUGACGGCAAAAACAUCGGUGCUUGUUCCCUUUACAAAACACCCACUUUUCUUGCACUGUCUCAGAGGCACCUGCACAUCAUCGUCGGCUUUGAUGACGGGAGCAUAGGGAUAUACACAGUUGUGGACCGUGUAGAUGCUGCACUGAAAAUUAAAAUUGCCACUUCAAAUAGCAGGCAGAUUUUCAACAAUGCAACACAGCCAUCCAGGCCAAAGUCUAAUAAUUAUUCCUUUAAAGUGUCUAUAGAUUGCUUAUGGAGGGAGUCUACUGAGGUCUUUGCCAGAGACAGCCCCAUCACAGUAAGUGACUCCUCAGAGUCCAACGAAGCAACACCCUCCAAGAAACACAACUCUUGUUAUGACAGGGUGUGCUCGGCCCUAGAGUCCCGGGGACACAGCUACACACCAGAUAACUGACAAGAUGUUUAUUCUGCUCAGCUGAAAAACAUAAUCCACAUACAACAGAGAGAGGCAAAGUGUAGCUUCUGUAUCACAAAUGAUAAUCUGUUCAUUUCUGAGACGAUAGAAGGAGGCUGGAAUUCCCGGUUUGCUAGCAUGCUCAUGAAACAAACUAAACUGUGAGACUUGCUCCAGUGCCAUCUUUUUGCCAAGGUCUAUCACAGACAUAGAGAAUUUCUAGAAGUGAUAUUUAAGUAUCUAUUUCACAUAGAAGAAAGGGGGUAAAGGUUUUAAAAUCAGCUGUGUGGUAAGACGUAGUACAAUUCACUAUAUCUGUUUAGAUGAAAGAAGCUAGUUAAACGGACCAGUUAGAUUGUAAUUAGUUCUACAAAGGUCAGUUAAAAUCACAAGGACAAAGAGCUAUGUGUCUGUGAACAGUGGUGUGACAGCAAAUGCAGCCUUAAUCUCUCUUUACAUUUCUCAAUCCUGACAACUGUGUAAACCUAGUCUGCACACAAGAGGUCUAAAGGUGCAAAAUCCUAUAACAAAGACGCCCAGAUGUGUUUCCAGUUUCCCAGGAGACGUGACAUGAAAUGUGAGACUGUGAACAGACUGGGACAAGAACUAUCACUCUUAUAGGGCUACUGAACAUUGAGAGUCAGUCUUCAUUAAAAUACAGUUGCAACAAUUGCAUGCAAGGGUUUCUGUAUAAUGGAACAUAUAAUUUUUAAACUACUUUCUUGGAUUGCAAAAGAACCCACUUAAUAAGAAAUCACAAUUUUUUUCACACUUUUUUUGAGAUGCAUAUCUGUGCUAAGUGUAAAGAAGAAUUACAGAAAGGGCAUUACAAAUUUGGUCAAAAUACCUGUUCACUUCUUUCAUUGUACUAACAAGAGUCUGCUAUUCAGUCAGUUGUCUGGAAGCGCAAGUUAUUUCCUAAGCCCCUGCAGUAUCUCUUAAUAGAAAGCAAGCUUUCUGAACAUGCCAUCUCUGAAAUACUAAUGACAUUGCCUUACUCUCUCCUGUGUAAAAUGCAGAUAAAUGACCAAAUACUCUGGGACAAACUGAAUAUGCCUGUCUUUGUGCUAAAAUAUUCCAUAAAUCUUAAAGGUGUCCAAAGGUUCUUAAUGUCCCUGUUUGUAACCCUUUCUUACUUCAACACACUGUAUGUAUGCUCCCCAUCUGUUCUACUUCCAGACUGAGGACUCUUCUGAGCCUUUUAUAAUCUUACCCAUUUCAAAGCAGAUGCUGUGAAAUGGUAU